Funneliformis caledonium is the source of this 792-nucleotide messenger RNA. The record is from the annotation of a GenBank genome assembly. Lineage: Eukaryota; Fungi; Glomeromycota; Glomeromycetes; Glomerales; Glomeraceae.
AUGUGUUUAGGAGACAUUUCGGCUAGAUCACAAGAUCAAAUGAUCCUAAAUUUGCAAGGCUGUGACAUUCCUAUUCAUGAAUCUCAAGAUUUUAAGGAUUUUUCUGAAAUUGGUACUGGAGGUUAUGCUUCGGUUUAUACUGCACAUUGGAAAAUAACCAAAACAAAACUUGCAAUUAAACAAUUUUUCGAAAGUUCUACGAAAGAAAUUAAAGAAAUUAUUAUAAAUGAGAUUCAUUUAAUGGAAAUUAUGAGAAAAAAAGUUAUUUUUCAUCCAAAUAUAAUUAAAUUUUACGGAAUUACGAAAUUAAAAGACGAAAUAAAUUAUGCGAUGAUUCUUGAAUAUGCGGAUGGCGGUACUUUAGGAAAAUAUUUAAGAGACAACGCCGAAUCUUUUAAAUGGGAAAAUCAAUUGAAAUUUGCCAACGACAUUGCGAGUGCGAUUUUAUGGUUACACGACAAUGACAUAAUACAUCGAGAUCUUCAUCCCAAUAAUAUCUUGAUCCAUCAACAUUCAAUCAAAUUAGCGGAUUUUGGAUGUAAUGCUUCUUCCAUUCAGUUGGAAAUUCUUAAAGGUACCAGAGAAAUGCCUGUUUCAGCCACUAAUCGCAUAUUUGUUAAUCUUUAUAAAGAAUGUUGGGAGCAUGAGCCAGAGGAGAGACCAGACAUUGAUCAAGUGAUUCUGAGACUUAAUAGUAUUCCUAAAAGCCAUUUCGACUCUAAAGAAAAUGAGGAAAGUGAAAUAAUAGAUGAAUUAGACCUUUCAGACUGUGAUGUUCAAUUAUAUUAUUAG